This is a messenger RNA of Haliotis rufescens (red abalone), 4021 nucleotides long. Its product is annotated as guanine nucleotide-binding protein G(s) subunit alpha-like. The transcript has 14 exons. Gene Ontology annotation, cellular component: heterotrimeric G-protein complex. Gene Ontology annotation, biological process: adenylate cyclase-modulating G protein-coupled receptor signaling pathway. Lineage: Eukaryota; Metazoa; Mollusca; Gastropoda; Lepetellida; Haliotidae. The coding region runs from base 721 to 2016 and encodes 431 amino acids. The record is from RefSeq and is a predicted model, not a curated record. Gene Ontology annotation, molecular function: GTP binding; GTPase activity; G-protein beta/gamma-subunit complex binding.
UGGAUAGCAUUUGAUAACAAGCUCCCCUGUGAGCAAUAAUAGUUUUCCCAUUAAUGUGUAUAUGAUAUGAUACCUGCCCCAAAGGGCCGGUCUGUAGCUACAGUGUAACCUCGUAUCAACACAUCUGAUUACCCAGAUCGAUAGUCGGAAAUAACGUGUGAUCUGAGACGCGCCCAGUACGCUACAGUAUAACGCUACCUGUGUAAUUGAAUCUGUCUCUUCUGGCGGCAUAGCUUUGGUGUUACAGGUGUAACGUGAUGUUGUAACAACUGUGUUGGACCAGAUUCUGACAUUACCAUAUCAAGAAUGGCUGACAUGAUGGACUUUGUCACCUAGAUGGUACUUUGCAGAGCUCACAUUAGAUCGCCACACGAUCUGGCAUCGGCUAUAGAAAGCGGAUUGCGCAACCCUCAACACAACAGCUUGAAUAAAAUGUUUUCAUGUGCAUUCUGGCGACUAAAUCAAGUAGAUACAAAGAUUUUCCCUGUUUUGUCUGAGGGUUCUUGUCAUCAGCGAAGGCUACAACUAGGCUGGUUCACAUCGAAGCUCAGUUUUGAUACGGUGACGGAGCGCACAUACUGUUAAUUUCUACUGACAUAUUCGUUGAACAGAGGACUGACUCUUGUUUGUUAACCCAUCGAAUGAAUAUAUCAAACUGACCACUGGCCAUUUAACUGCACAGGAUUUCCCCCUCAUCCAAUCAGCUGCCACUGUUUAGAUAUGCGUGAUCAAGUCAUGGCGUGUUUUGGAGGUUGUGUAGACGACACGAAUCCAUUCUAUCCCACUGCCGAGGAACACAAAGAAGCGCGCCUUCGCGACAAACAGUUGACCAAGAUGUUGUCAAAAUACCACAAAGAUGAAAUGAAGAGACUAAAGCUUCUUAUGCUUGGAACUGGCGAAUCCGGGAAAAGUACAAUCACGAAACAAAUGAGAAUUAUUCAUAUCAAUGGUUUUGACAACAGGGAGAGAAUGUCAAAAAUAGUUGACAUCAAGAGGAAUAUCAGGGACUCCAUUUUGGCAGUACUAAUGGCUAUGCCACAAUUGGAUAUAUCUUUACAUGACGAAGAAAACCAGAAGAGUGUUGAUCUGCUGUUGGAGGAGGCACAGGAUGCAGAUAGGCCGGUUUCACACGACUUCCUGACACACACAGAACGGCUGUGGAGAGACAAGGGGGUCCAGGAAAGCUACAGCCGUUGUAACGAAUACCAGUUGUUGGACUGUGCAAAAUAUUUUUUAGACAAAGUCAACGAAAUACGCAGUCCUGAUUACCUCCCUUCUGAUCAGGAUAUCCUCCGCUGUCGUGUUGUCACAACAUGCAUACAGCACAUAGACUUUGCAGUUAACGAUUCGGGACAACAAGUUCAGUUCAGUGUUUACGACGUUGGGGGGCAGCGAGGAGAGAGGAAGAAGUGGAUUCAGAUGUUCGACAGUGUCGUUGCCAACGUCUUUGUAGCCGACGUCAGCAGUUUUGACGUUACGUUGAGGGAAGAUCCGGAGAAGAACAGAUUGUUGGAGGCGCUGGAGAUCUUUGAACAGGUCUGGAACAAUAGGUUUCUGAGGCACGUUUCUUGUCUUCUGUUCUUGAACAAAAUCGACAUUUUGGCGGAAAAAUUAUCCCGCAACCACACACCCCUUGAACUCACAAGCAAAUAUCCGCAUGUAUUUCCAGACUAUGAAAAAUUCGAACCUACAGCCAAUGAAAGACUGGACUUUAUUAACUCUUUCCCAGGCAAUGACGAAGUACCGAAAAAAAGGAGCAAGAAAACGUCUCGUACUGACGUCGACCCAGGCACCAUCAAAGCAGCAGUGUAUAUCCGCAACAUUUUCAUGAGAAUCGUAACGGGGGACCUGAAGUUACGCCAAUGUCUUCAAGACCAAGAUCCAGACUGGCACCAGUUCCAUACCUGCCAGUACUACUACACAUGUGCCGUCGAUACAAAAAACAUCACAAAGGUCCUCGAGGGUUGUCGUUCUUUGAUCAUACGGAAGCACCUGGAGCGGUUUGGUAUCAUAUAGACUCCACGCACAGGAGAUUACCCAUCACCUACACUAAAAGCUCUUAACUCAUGGACAUCAUCGAACACCUAUCGAGUUAUACGGUGUUCAAGACAAGCGGAUUGUACGAUAAAGACCAUAUUGGGUCCAUAAGAUCACCAUCUUUAAUGAUGUAUUAUUAAAGUUCAAGAUACCCAGGUAUUGUACAACGUACUGCCUUUAUUCAAGUAACCCAUACAUAUCUGCAUAUGUCGAAGUUGUGCAUAUGCUUUGACCAUUCAGUCAACAAACACGUGGAACAUGUGACUGAAACGAAACGACUUUCAAGUGAUAAAUCCAGUCAGUGUGGCAAAAGAUGAACACUUGACAGACUAUUAGUAUCCUGAUGGAUGACGGAUGUGGAUGUGGAUGUGAGAUGACAAACGUACGCGUCAGAUGCUCAGGCCUAAUUGUACUUUGAACCGAAAGGCCUCAUCAUACACGUUUAAACGACAUUAAUGGUAUGGUGUCAUCAAUCGCUUCGUCAUGGACAAAUCAACUCCAUGUCAUCAUGACGUCAUCAUGUGCUUGAGUGAUAUCACGAACUACGUCAUGAACCUUGUAUAGAUCUGACAAUACUGCCGCUACUAUCGAAGUAACGCAGUUGACUCGUCUUUCAAAAAGAGAAUACUAUUGUUUGUUAUCCUAGUGUGACUUUGAUAAUGCAACCGUGACUAUUGUAUAUAAUCAAAGGCUGUGAAAUUGUGCAUAGGAAUCUGACAAUUUGAUGUAGAUGUUUUUCCUAUCACCACGAUCCGGAGUUGCUUUAUUUGCAUAAAUAUUGCUUUCAUUGAAUACACAGUUUCUGCAGUUAUGACAUACAAAGAUCAUGUAUAAUCUACAGUAUUUUGUGCAUUGACAGCAGCAAAUCAGUUUGAUGAUGCCGCCAAAGAAGAGACCAUUACUUAAGAAUGUAAUGUGCAUCUUCCACAAUGGAACUGCAUAGAAACAGAUCAACCAUUUUAUAUUCUGGGGGUAGGGGAUGGUAGAUGGGAGAUGGGAGAUGGGGGAGACUAGAUUUUUUAAAAACUAAAACUGAGUCUAAAUGAAAAACAAUUCAAAACAAUGUCUUUGAGGCAGACAAUUUCUUAUUUUAUUUUAGCAUUUUCUGGUACAAUUUAUAUCUUUUUUGGUGUCAAAUCCCAGGCCCCAACCCUCAGAAUAUCAAAUGGUCGCUCCCUUACUGAAUAUGAAUAUGAAAUAUACACAAAACAAAUUCACUGUUGUCAUAUGCUGAUACAUUUAAAAAUCGCAGGAUUCAAAACGUACGUGUCAAAUCUGUCGAUGAGUAUUUUUAUCAGUAUGAAAUAACAUAAUUCGACAGAUGAGAGCCGUGUAAGUGUAAACACCAUGAUCUGAAUCUAGGGUUGUAACGGUUUCACGUAACCAAGAUACAAUCUAACCAAUAAUUUGAUAUAAAAGAAAUUCAAAGUGAACCACAAUACCAGAUCGUUAGUCCUUCUCAGUGCGUUUCUAUGGUGUCAGUAUAUGAUUAAAAACAAUUAGAACUCAAAACCCUCAGACUUUUGUGCGAUCGAAAAACAACAGCUGUUGUUAAGAGACAGUUAUGAUCCCAUUGUACAUAUUAAAUAUGAGAAUUUGCAAAUCAAGGAAAAAACUGUGCCCUAAAUAUAUACCACCAACUUGCUUCACAUACACAUUGUCGAUGUUCAAUUCACUUAAAACGUGGUGUGUAAUAGCCGUGAAUACAUGUGUCUGUUUUCAAUUUAAGUGUAUCAUAUGAUAUUUAAAAAUCAAUUCACUGCUUAUUACAUUAAUUUUCGAUUUCUUGUUUCACGGCAAUGGGGACUUUUCUCGAGUAUUUUUUGUCAAUUCCGUUCAGGAUAUGGCUGCGUUUUUAAUCGUCAUAUUUCGUUUUCAAUAUGAAAUCAUUUUGUUAGUUUUUUACUGGUUAUUUCACAAUGCUAAAUAUGCAAACCAUAAUUCUAUUUCAUUCUGUUUCUGGAAUAAAAUCAAUUACUACAAA